Messenger RNA from Stylophora pistillata, 1696 nucleotides. RefSeq lists its product as uncharacterized. Lineage: Eukaryota; Metazoa; Cnidaria; Anthozoa; Scleractinia; Pocilloporidae. Gene Ontology annotation, cellular component: cell junction; basolateral plasma membrane. The record is from RefSeq and is a predicted model, not a curated record. Gene Ontology annotation, molecular function: protein kinase binding; calcium ion binding. Gene Ontology annotation, biological process: cell-cell adhesion; receptor clustering; establishment or maintenance of epithelial cell apical/basal polarity.
GGGGGCCAGGAUGAGAAGUCAAUAGACGGAAAUACGGGAAUCUUCAUUAAGGCGAUAAAGGAAGGCAGCUCUUUAUUGAAAGACGUCAAAGUCGAAGAUCAAAUUGUUAAGGUUAACGGAACUGACGUCACAAAUGUUCCUCAGCAUGUUUUCUUCAACUUAUUACGAGGCGCUGACAAAGUAGCAAAGAUACACAUCGCCAAAACCUCCGACGCAAAGGAUGAUACAGAAAUUCGGGUUUUCGAAGAUGAGGAAACUGGGGAGAACGAACAGAUUAUAGAAAUUUCAACUGGUCCUAAAGGACAGAUUGGUAAACUUGGAUUGAAGAUCAAUGGUGGGCGAGAUAGACCGGUGGUACCUGGAGACCCGGGGAUUUUCAUAACCGCAGUCAAAAGAGGAAGUUUAUUGCAAAAAGUCAUUGGCCCAGGAGACAAAAUACUUAAGAUUGAUGGUACAAAUGUUAUAAACGUUCCAUUAAGAUUUGCUUUCGAUCACAUCAAAGCAGCAGACAGACGAGUGAGGCUACACAUCCAAAAAGCAGACACCAGUGAGCAUGACAUUUCAGAAAGAAAACGAAAGAGUUUCGCUCGGCAGGCCGCGAGGUCUUUUUCUGACGAGCAGUUGCAAGAAUACAAGACAGCAUUUUCAGUGUACGACAGAACAGGGUCGGGUAAAAUAUCCAUGAAACGAGUCAUGGAACUAUGUCGCUCGCUUGGUUAUAAUCUCACUUCUAUUGACAGGGACGUCAUCACUACAGAAUAUAGCUUAGUAGGUGACGGAAAAUUUUCUUUCCUGGAUUUCAUUGAAAUGAUAACCAAAAUCAGCUCUCUUCAUCGAAGCGACUCAGAUCUGACGAAUGCGUUUGAAGUGUUCGACCGCGAGGAGAAAGGUUUUUUCAGACUACCCGAGCUCCAAGACGCUUUAAAAAAAAUGCCGGGUUCAGAGGGGUUGACAGAGGAUGAACUUGCUGACAUUCUUCAGUUAGCAGAUCCCGACGGUGAUGGAAAUGUUAGCUUUGAAGCAUUCCGAAAUCUCAUGAUGCCUCUCUUCCAACAAAGUUAACUCAGAAAAUUUCUAUGCUGAAUUGUCACGAGACAACUACGGCCAACGAUGAAAUACUGAAAAGGAUACGCUGAGGACAGGCAUUAAAUUAAAAUCACUUUCAAGGACAGAAUGAUAUGCUUCACGCCUUGGAAAAUCAUGCAUUUGGAUUAUGAAUGCAGCCAAUGUUGGCAGGAAAUAGUUCACUUAUAUGAAGUAAAUCGGCGCAAAAUUUCGUAAAUUUAUUGCAAAAUGUUAUAGGGACAAUAUCUGGAUGAAAUUCUGAAGAUAAACACAGCAUAGUAUAGGGCAUAUAUUUACUUUUGGUGAAAGUUUCGUGUUUAAACGAAAAACGAGCAGCUGUAGAUUAUAUGCAGGGAAGUAUGUUAUUUGACAAGGUAAAGGAGGAAUAUCUUCAUGCGUCCUUUGAAGAGAAAUGGAUUAUUUUUAGAUUUAUUUUAUUUUAAUGAAGUAAUCGGUUAUCCCCGCUAAACAGCUUUUAAGUGUUUUCUUCCUUUUGUAACUUCAUAUAAACGUCCCGUCUCGUCCUAUACAGGAUAUCGACGGCUACUUACAUGCAUUUUCACCGAAAAAAAAUGCCUCUUGAUUGUAAUACGGUCACGCCUUGAUCUUAAUUAAAAGAAAUUAUACAUGA